AAAGAAAUAAAAACUUUGUGGUGGAAUGAGUUCAAGGUUAGUGUUGUUUUUAUUUAUUUUCUCACAACGUAAGUUCGGUGUAGCAUACUGAUGGUCAAUAAUGAAAUUUGACAUGAAUUGUUUGGUGCAUUGUAAGGGAUAUCUCACUUGUGACCAAUAUAAUUAAUUUCCCUUGCUUUUGCUAUUGAUUGUAGCGUAAGUUUACGUGGGAUGAAAUGGAAGAGGCUGAGGUUAGAAGAAUUUUUAAGAAGAAAGUCGGUGAUGACAUGCGUUAUGUGAUAAAUAAAGCGAAGAGAACAAAAGAAAAGCCGGAUUUCAUUACAGCUGACGAUUGGAUAGAAAUUACGAGAACUUGGGAAACUGAGAAGCAUAAGAAAAGGUGUGAACAGAACAAGAAGAAUCGAGCUUCUAGUUCUAGUGACGGGUCUGCGUCAGCCACAUAUGCUGGGGGCUCUAUCAGCAUCGGCGAGCACAGAAGAAGAAUGGCAGAUGAAUUGGGGACGGAACCCACAUUUACAGCUACAUUUGAACGCACAUUUCAGAAAAAGGAUAAGACAUGGACUGGCGAUCGAGCAAAAGCUACUAAGGUAUGGAAGGUUAUAGUUUGGACUUUAUCGAAACUAGAAUGAAAAUCAUGCAUGUUUUUAAUAUUUAUGGUAAUAUAUUCGAAUUUAUUUUAUUUUUAUCUAUACUGUUAAUAUAGGAAAAAUAUGAUCAACUUUUGAUGAGCACUGCUAGUGGUUCUGGUUGUGGUGAUGAUGGUGGUGGUGGUGAUGGUGUUGCUGUGUCUGAGCCAUCGGUUGAUAGUAUGGCAUUAUGGGUGGAGGCAGCGGGUGGGAUGAAAAGAGGAAAAAUAUUUGGGAUGGGAUCCUUAUCAAGGACGUUUAAAACGAAGGCUGCUGCAUCUUCAUCCUCCAAUGCGGCUGCUGCAAGGAGGACACGACAUGAGGAGCACAUGACCCAAGAAUUGUGCCAACUGAAACAGUUGCUUGUACAGAAGGACGAAGAAAUGAAGCAUUUACUUGGACAGAAGGACGAACAAAUAAGAGUGAUGCAAUCACAAAUGCAAUACGUCAUGCGACACCUCGACAUCGAUCGCAAUGACGUUCCUUCUGUACCUCCUGUUAAUGUAGCCGGUCAUGGGCAUAUUGAUGAACCACACGAUGAUGCGGCGAUUGGUGAUGAUGCUGAUGAUGAUGAUGCUGGUGAUUUUAUUGUCAGUCCCCCUUAGGUAAGAACAUUUUUUUAUAGCUAGUUCUACGUCAAUGCAUAAAUGCUUUUUUUAU
Syzygium oleosum is the source of this 1286-nucleotide messenger RNA. RefSeq lists its product as uncharacterized. The transcript is spliced from 2 exons. NCBI's taxonomy places the organism in Eukaryota, Viridiplantae, Streptophyta, Magnoliopsida, Myrtales, Myrtaceae. The record is from RefSeq and is a predicted model, not a curated record. The coding region runs from base 725 to 1231 and encodes 168 amino acids.